Juglans regia (Persian walnut) is the source of this 1069-nucleotide messenger RNA. Its product is annotated as short-chain dehydrogenase reductase 3b-like. Lineage: Eukaryota; Viridiplantae; Streptophyta; Magnoliopsida; Fagales; Juglandaceae. Bases 129 to 920 code for a protein of 263 amino acids. The transcript has 2 exons. The record is from RefSeq and is a predicted model, not a curated record.
UGGAGGUCUGCUAGCUGCCUGCUAAAUCUUAGAUAUAUAAAUAUACGAUGACAAAGCUAAUAUAUGCAGCAGAUCCAAGAUCCUUACUGGAAGUUUGAGAAGAGAACAAGAAGCUGGACCGAUCACCAAUGUCGACUAAGCCAAGGUUGGAGGGCAAGGUUGCAAUCAUCACAGGUGCAGCAAGUGGAAUUGGCGAGGAGGCUGUCAGAUUAUUCGCCGAGAAUGGUGCUUUUGUGGUUGUUGCUGAUGUUCAAGACGAACUGGGUAAUCAAGUUGCAGCAUCAAUAGGCCAAGACAGAGUGAGUUACCGCCAUUGCGAUGUAAGAGACGAGAAGCAAGUUGAGGAAACAGUGAGUUACACCUUGGAAAAAUAUGGCAGCCUGGAUGUUUUGUUCAGUAACGCUGGAAUUAUAGGCCCUAAAACUGGCAUCCUGGAGCUUGACAUCAAUGGCUUCGACGACACCAUGGCCACAAACGUUCGUGGGGUGGCUGCAACAAUCAAACACGCAGCUCGUGCCAUGGUGGGCAGAAACAUACGCGGAUCCAUCAUAUGCACUACGAGCGUGGCUGCCUCGCUCGGGGGAGCCGGCCCACAUGCAUAUACAGUAUCGAAACAUGCCCUCGUUGGUCUUGUCCGGGCGGCCUGCAGCGAGCUUGGGGCUUCAGGGAUCAGAGUCAACUGCAUUUCCCCGUUUGGAAUUGCAACACCUCUUUCGUGUAUGGCUUACAAUCUGCAGCCGGAUGAGGUAGAAGCCAACAGCUGUGAUGCAGCCAACUUGAAGGGCAUUGUUUUGAAGGCAAGGCACGUUGCUGAGGCUGCUUUGUUUCUUGCUUCUGAUGAAUCUGCUUACAUCAGUGGCCACAACUUGAGCUUGGAUGGAGGAUUCACUGUGGUUAAUCAACGUUUUUCAGCGAUCUAAAAAAACCUGGAGGGUUUUUGCAAGGAGCCAACAUUUAAUUAUAUUGUAUGAAUAUUGGCUAGCUAGCUCUGAUUGUUUUAUUUUUUAUUUUUCAUCUUCCUUGUAAAAUUGAAAUGAUUUUACUUUUCGAAGUCAAACCUUAUUACCGG